This is a messenger RNA of Schistosoma intercalatum, 1287 nucleotides long. The record is from the annotation of a GenBank genome assembly. Lineage: Eukaryota; Metazoa; Platyhelminthes; Trematoda; Strigeidida; Schistosomatidae.
AUGUUUUCAGCUAAGGUAAUGUUUGUUGGCUGUAUUCGUGUUGUGACUGAAAUCAUGCGAGGUGAUGGCACCAUUGCUGGAUGCUUUUCAGUUUUCGGUGGAUAUUUGAUCCACUUCACUUACGGUUAUUUGUAUUCUUUGACAAAUAUGGUACCAUACAUCAUGGGAUAUCUAAUAACUUUCAUUAACCCACAUCUCUGCGUCCAAACAUCCGUUUGGUUUUCUGCAGUUUCUUUUGCUGUUUACGGCAUCUUUAUGCCACUUGGUGGAUUUCUGUCGCGUAAAAUUGGUUACCGACCGGUAAUAGCUCUCAGUUGUUUGUUUCUCAGUGGUGGUGUCCUAUUAUCUUACUUUACGAUACAAAAGAUGUACGUUGGAGUUAUUUUGACCUAUUCUUUCCUGUUUGGUACAGGUGUUGGAUUAGGAUUUUCAGUAACUUUGGCCGUUGCUGCAACAUGGUUUCCUGAACAUAGAGGCCUUGUGGUUGGACUAGUGGUUAGUGGAUAUGGUAUGGGAUCAUUGGUGUUCAGUCCUAUCCAAACAUUUUUGAUAAACCCAAACAAUGUCCCAGUUAACAAUGUGACAAGACAAUUUGAUGAUCCUGAAGUACUUAACAGACUACCACAUGUAUUUCUUGUUAUUGGAAUUAUUCUAUCAGUUACUCAGAUCAUUGGUCUGAUUUUACUGCGUUCAAAGCCUAAAUCGAAUACUAAAGAUAAUAAAAUUGAAAUCUUGGAUGAAAGCGAGUCUUCAGAAUAUGAAAUAAAGGAUUACUGCAGUGGACAUAAAACCUGCGUGCCGCUUACACUUUUAACUUCUUCCUAUAAAUUAUUUGGUCAGUCGUUUAUCAGUGAUGAUAAGUACCUAUCAAUUAUAGUUACAAUGACUGCAGUUUUCAAUGCCGGUGGCCGUAUUAUUUGGGGAUCAAUUGUGGAUCGAUUUUCAUACAAGUCUGACGGAUGGAUUGACGGCGAAAAUGCUUUAUUCAGUGUAUCAACAGUGGCUCCAGCAGCCAUAGGGUCGAUGUUCGGAUGCACAAACAUGGCUAUUAACUACGGGAUAAUUGCAUGUGCACGAGCUAUAGGAUGUCCUUUGUGUGCCUUUGUCCUCACAUUUAUCAGUUCAGAGAACCUAUACAUUGUCCAGUUUACUAUAUGUGGAUCCGCAAGCCUAGUAGCUUUUCUUCUAGCCUUAUGGAUUGACGAUCACAAAAUAUCGAGGAAUUUAAAUUGUUGCUCAUUUUGCUCUAGGACAUGCAGUCAUUUGCGUAUCCAAAGAAAAUAUUGA